This is a messenger RNA of Eurypyga helias (sunbittern), 975 nucleotides long. RefSeq names its product calcium/calmodulin-dependent 3',5'-cyclic nucleotide phosphodiesterase 1C-like. The annotation marks the transcript as partial. Lineage: Eukaryota; Metazoa; Chordata; Aves; Eurypygiformes; Eurypygidae. The transcript is spliced from 9 exons. Gene Ontology annotation, molecular function: 3',5'-cyclic-nucleotide phosphodiesterase activity. Gene Ontology annotation, biological process: signal transduction. The record is from RefSeq and is a predicted model, not a curated record.
AUGGCCCGUCAGAAGUUUUCAGCGGCCAGCGAUGGAGACAAGGCUUCUGUGCGCCCUGGCAGGCAGGCAGAUGCUGUCAGGGGGCGUCUGGCAGACCUGUGUGCUCCCUGCUUAGCUGCCCUGCACGUGCUCCCUAACUCGGAUCUGUCUCCGGAAUAUCAGAUUGAUGGAGUUUGCAUGUUACGAAAACUCAUGAAGGACCUUACCGUAACUGGGGUCGAUCUCAGUGUGUGCCGGUUGUUGCUCAUGAACCUCUGUGAUGAGCAGGACUGUGAGCAGUGUCCUAAAUACAAAUCAAAAGCCUUUUCUUGGUGUCGUGUGGACCACAUCUACUUUCCGCUCCUCCUCCUCAGAUUGCGGUCUUUGGUGAAGCAGUUAGAGAGAGGGGAAGCUUCGGUUGUAGACCUAAAGAAGAAUUUGGAAUAUGCUGCGACUGUUCUUGAGUCAGUCUACAUUGACGAAACCAGGCGUUUACUGGACACAGAAGAUGAGCUCAGUGACAUCCAGUCCGACUCUGUGCCCUCGGAGGUCCGGGACUGGUUGGCUUCUACCUUCACGCGGCAAAUGGGGAUGAUGCUCAAAAGGACGGAAGAAAAGCCCAGGUUCAGGAGUAUUGUCCAUGCAGUACAAGCUGGGAUAUUUGUGGAAAGAAUGUACAGACGGACGUCAAAUAUGGUCGGUUUGAGCUACCCACCGGCCGUAAUCGGAGUGCUAAAGAAUGUCGACAAGUGGUCCUUUGACGUAUUUGCACUGAACGAUGCCAGUGGGGAUCAUGCACUGAAAUUCAUUUUCUAUGAACUUCUCACACGCUAUGAUCUGAUCAACCGAUUCAAGAUCCCCAUUUCUGCCCUGGUGUCCUUUGUGGAGGCUCUGGAGGUUGGCUACAGCAAACACAAAAAUCCGUAUCACAACCUAAUGCACGCUGCAGAUGUGACACAGACGGUCCAUUACCUCCUUUUCAAGACAGGCGUAGUG